CCCUCUUCCCCCUUCUCCUCUCCCGGCAGCCGCGUCCACACUGCGCCGCCCGGACAGCCCAGAGCGCGGCGCGCACGGGCACCGGCGCCUAGUGCCGCCACCGCCGCCCCUCCCCGCACCCCCGGUGCGCCGUCCGCGGCCGUCCAGGGUCGCGCCCGCGCUCCCCCCACGGAUCCGGCCAGCAGCAAUUAGCCAGCAUCCCCGGGCCGUUCCCCAGACGCAUCCCCCGGCCCAGGACAAGGAUAAGCGGAACAGACGAGGCACAAAGUCGCAACUCAACUUUUUAAAAACAUUAUUUGCGGGUGCACGCGUGCAGCGGGGGAGAAUGAGCUGAUGCCGAGGGUCCAGCCACCCGCCUUCUGCCUCCUCCUCCCCCUGGCGCCGCUGCCCUCGCAGACGCGCGCGCACACACGGCGCUUGGGCCGGGUUUCCGCGCUCCGUCCCCGGGCUUGGAUGGGAGUUUUCGUUUCUGGAGGAGGCAGAGCCCGUGGAGUGCGCUGAAGGGCUGGAGCCCCCACUUACGCCUCGCCGGCGCUGGCCGCCCGCUGUCACCCCGCGCAGGCUGGCCGGGGGAAGGGACCCACCCGCACGCCUGGCUUUGUUGUGGAAAUCCCGGUUACCUGGCUCAUAACCCUCACCAUGGAUAACUUAUUGGACUUUGCCUGAAAGGAGUCAUUAGUGCCACUGGAUAUUUGACCACCCUGGCCACAGGUUUUUCAGAAUGAAUGGAAGGUCAUGCAGCAUGAAUCUCCACCGGACAUUGGUAACCCCACAGGGGCCUGGGAUGGUCAGUGGCCAGCACAUUCUUCCCAUUCGAGCCCACUCGGGGACUCCUGGCCCCUCGCCCUGUGGCAGCACACCAAGUCCUGCUAUUGGAAGCCUUGCUAACAGCCUCCCUCUCAAGAUGCCCUCGGGAAGAGGGAUGGCUUCUCAGAACAACAUGACUGAGAGCCCCAUCCAUCUGCCUGCCUUGAGCCCCAGGAGACAAGUGCUCACCAAUGGGAAGCCGCGAUUCCAGGUCGCCCAGUCUGGAGGCAUGUCAGGGUCACACACUUUAAAGCCAAAGCAGCAGGAAUUUGGAAGCCCUUUUCCUCCAAAUCUUGGGAAAGGGGCUCUUGGCUUUGGGCCUCAGUGCAAGUCCAUUGGAAAAGGCAGCUGCAACAAUCUAGUGGUCACCAGCAGUCCCAUGAUGGUUCAACGACUGGGACCCAUUUCACCUCCAGCAAGCCAGGUCUCUACAGCAUGCAACCAGAUCAGUCCUAGCUUACAGAGGGCAAUGAAUGCAGCCAACCUGAAUAUACCUCCUUCAGAUACCAGGUCCCUCAUUUCGCGGGAGUCUUUGGCGUCCACGACUUUGAGUCUGACGGAAAGUCAGUCGGCCUUGAGCGUGAAACAAGAGUGGUCUCACAGCUACAGGACUCUUCCUUCCCUUUCCUCCAGUCACAGCUCUCAGAAUGGCAUCGAUUUAGGGGACCUCCUUAGCCUUCCUCCCGGGACAUCCAUGCCCAGCAGUAGUGUCUCUAACUCAUUGCCAUCCUACCUUUUCAGUAUGGAAAAUAGCCACUCUCCUUACCCAAGCCCUCGGCACUCAUCCACCAAGUCCCACUCGGCCCGCUCUAAGAAGAGGGCCUUGUCCUUGUCCCCGCUGUCCGAUGGCAUCGGGAUAGACUUCAACACGAUCAUCCGCACGUCGCCCACCUCCUUGGUCGCCUACAUCAACGGGUCCAGGGCUUCCCCAGCCAACAUGUCGCCGCAGCCUGAGGUCUAUGGGCAUUUCCUGGGGGUGCGCGGCAGCUGCAUCCCCCAGCAGUGCCCAGUGUCCAGCGGCCAGAAAGGCGUGCUGGUGGCCAGCGGCGGCCUGGCCCUGCCGGCCUACAGCGAGGACGGCGCGCUGGAGUACGAGCGCAUGCAGCAGCUGGAGCACAGCGGCCUCCAGCCCGGCCCGGUCAACAACAUGGUGGUGCAGCACGGCCUGCCGGGCCCCGACGGCCAGCCGGCCGGCCUGCUCAAGACAGAGCGCCUGGAGGAGUUCCCAGGCGGCGCCCUGGACCUGCCCUCCGCGCCCCCCCUCCCUCCUCUGCCACUGCCCCAGGGCCCGCCACCCCCCUACCACGCCCACUCGCACCUUCACCACCCGGAGCUGGUGCCCCACACUCAGCCGCUGGCUCUGUCCCAGGCCGCCCUGGACGACGACGGGGAGCUGGACGACGUCGGGGACAAGCACUGCUGCCGCUGGAUCGACUGCAGCGCCUUGUAUGACCAGCAGGAGGAACUCGUGCGGCACAUCGAGAAGGUCCACAUAGACCAGCGCAAAGGGGAAGACUUCACUUGCUUCUGGGCUGGUUGCCCUCGAAGGUACAAGCCCUUCAACGCCCGCUACAAACUGCUGAUCCACAUGAGAGUCCACUCCGGAGAGAAGCCCAACAAGUGUACGUUUGAAGGUUGCAAGAAGGCCUUUUCAAGGCUUGAAAAUCUCAAGAUCCAUUUGCGGAGCCACACGGGCGAGAAGCCAUAUUUGUGCCAGCAUCCGGGUUGUCAAAAGGCCUUCAGUAACUCCAGUGACCGUGCCAAACAUCAGCGGACACAUCUGGACACUAAACCUUAUGCUUGUCAAAUUCCAGGAUGUACCAAACGCUACACAGAUCCAAGUUCCCUAAGAAAGCAUGUGAAGGCACACUCUUCCAAAGAUCAACAAGCAAGGAAAAAGUUGCGGUCCAGCACAGAGCUCCAUCCAGACCUGCUCACAGAUUGCCUCACUGUGCAGCCCCUGCAGCCAGCCACUUCCCCACGAGACGCUGCUGCAGAAGGGACUGUGGGGCGCUCCCCAGGCCCCGGGCCUGACCUCUAUCCAGCUCCCGUUUUCUCCAGCAAUCAUUCAAGCCGAAGUGGAACAGCUGCUGGGGCCGUGCCGCCCCCACAUCCUGUCAGUCACCCUUCUCCGGGACAUAAUGUACAGGGGAGCCCCCAUAACCCCUCCUCCCAGUUACCUCCACUCACAGCUGUGGACGCGGGAGCUGAGAGGUUUGCACCUUCUGCUCCGUCUCCUCACCACAUCAGCCCCCGGAGAGUUCCAGCUCCUUCUUCGAUACUGCAGAGAACACAGCCUCCCCAUACACAGCAGCCAUCAGGUUCUCACCUGAAGUCCUAUCAACCAGAAACAAACUCUUCUUUUCAACCAAAUGGUAUCCAUGUCCAUGGAUUUUAUGGGCAGCUGCAGACGUUCUGCCCCCCACACUACCCCGACUCCCAGAGAACCAUGCCACCUGGCGGCUCCUGCAGUGUGAUGCCUUCCUUUGAGGACUCCCUGGGCCCCACAUCCAUGAGCCAGACUGGUUUUGAUGUUUUCCACAGAGCCUUCUCGACUCACUCGGGCAUUACAGUGUAUGAUUUACCUUCAGGUUCUUCGAGCCUCUUCGGGGAGUCUCUCCGCAGCGGGCCUGAAGACACCACAUUCUUGCAGAUCAGCGCUGUGGACCGCUGUCCCAGUCAGCUUUCCUCUGUCUACACUGAAGGCUAAAAGCUCCCUUGGCCUCAACUGCACAUCCAGAAACUUGUUGCUUGCCACCUUUUGUUUAAAUGCUCUCACAGACUGCAGGAGAAAGAAUGUUACCCCAAUCAGCGCAACCUGCAGAGACACUGAUGUGUCUUUGGAAGGCAGUCCUGUAUGGUCAGAGCUCACUUUGUGGGAGUCUUUGCAGUUACUCGUCUUUCUCUCUGGGUUUGCUGGACUAGGUGACCAGCAAGAUUGUCUUUUCAAA
This is a messenger RNA of Carlito syrichta (Philippine tarsier), 3758 nucleotides long. It is a transcript of the gene GLIS3, whose product is annotated as GLIS family zinc finger 3. The transcript has 11 exons. Bases 722 to 3517 code for a protein of 931 amino acids. Gene Ontology annotation, biological process: regulation of transcription by RNA polymerase II. The record is from RefSeq and is a predicted model, not a curated record. Gene Ontology annotation, molecular function: DNA-binding transcription factor activity, RNA polymerase II-specific; RNA polymerase II cis-regulatory region sequence-specific DNA binding. Lineage: Eukaryota; Metazoa; Chordata; Mammalia; Primates; Tarsiidae. Gene Ontology annotation, cellular component: nucleus.